Thermothielavioides terrestris NRRL 8126 is the source of this 1920-nucleotide messenger RNA. RefSeq lists its product as uncharacterized. The record is from RefSeq and is a predicted model, not a curated record. The coding region runs from base 145 to 1530 and encodes 461 amino acids. The transcript is spliced from 3 exons. Lineage: Eukaryota; Fungi; Ascomycota; Sordariomycetes; Sordariales; Chaetomiaceae.
CCAUACGGCCUGGAGGAAGUGGGAAGCUUCAGGUGGUUCUGUCAGGGGUCCGCCUUUGCAUCUCCGGCACGGGCCUAGACUCCGAGCCCAACUACCCGACGACAUUCACUUCAUUCACUCGAGUAUCCAAGAGCCGUUGAAAGCAUGAGGUUCUCAACGUUCCAGGCCGCCCUCGGCUCGGCCUCGAUUCUCUUCUCCGCCCAACCAGUCGCUGCGAAUCUGGGCCACCGACAAGCUCAUGCUCAGUAUGCGAGGAGGCACGGCCACGGCCACAGCCACAGCCGCCCAGCAGGGGAACUUGUGGGCGCCCCGAAGGUCGCCAGGAAGGCCACCUGCACGUUGCCCGACGAUCCGGACCUGGUGCACAUCCCCGGAGCCGCUAAUAACGGCUUCGCCAUGAGUCCCGAUCAGUCGUGCGAAGAUGGGACCUGGUGCCCGAUUGCCUGCGUGCCAGGGAAGGUGAUGGCGCAGUGGAAGCCGAAUACGAAAUAUACCUAUCCGGAGUCCAUGGAUGGCGGACUUUAUUGCAACGGUGGCACGGCCGAGAAGCCGUUCGAGAACUCUCCGUAUUGCGUUGAUGGCACGGGCACGGUGAAGGCCGUGAACAAGGCUGGAAGCGUCGUCGCGUUUUGCCAGACGGUUCUGCCGGGCAACGAGGCCAUGCUCAUCCCGACCGAGGUCACAGACACAGUCACCCUGGCUGUACCCGGGCCCGAUUACUGGGCCGGGACUGCUGCUCACUACUACAUCAACCCGCCCGGGACAUCAACCUCCAAGGGCUGCGUAUGGGGGACUCCCAGCGAGCCGGUCGGGAACUGGAGUCCCUACGUCGCAGGCGCCAACACGCUGGCCAGCGGCGAGACGUUCGUGAAGAUCGCGUGGAACCCGGAGUUCCUGGGCGAGGCGCUUGCAAAGACCACACCAACCUUCGGCCUCAAGAUCGAGUGCCCCGACGGCGGCUGCAACGGCCUGCCGUGCACGAUCGAUCCGUCCAAGGGCGGCGUCGGCGGCCUCGACAGCCCGGACGCCGCCACGGGCGUCGGCAACGCCGCCUUCUGCGUCGUCACCGUCCCCAAGGGCGGCACCGCCAACAUCGUCGUCUUCAACACGGACGGCUCGCAGGGCAGCGCGCCGCCCUCCUCCUCCAAGGCGCCCGAGAAGCCCACCACCAGCGCCGCCAAACCCACCACCCACCCGCCCUCAACCUCCUCCGCGCCUCCCACCACCUCCACCACCACCUCCUCCUCGACAACGGUCUCGUCGGCCCCGUCGUCGAGCUCGUCCGAUAUCUUCGUCGGCGGCGUGUUCCAGGAGCAGACGGCGCAGGGCCAGUCGACGCACUACCCGGCGCCGAACAACGCGACGGCCUCCGCGGCGGGCGCGGGGUCCGGGGCCGCGAGCGCGAGCCCGACCGCGGACGCCGUCUCGCCCGUCUCGGCCACGCCGACCAACGAGGGCGCCGCCGCCGAGGGCGGCUCCGCCAUCGCCGGCUUGGUCGUCGCGCUCAUCGCUGCUGCUGCGCUGUUCUGAUCGGGUCUGAACAAUUCACGAACUCGGUUCCGAUGCGCUCACGGAGAUUGUUUGUCUUCUUGUUCGCUACGGGGACUGGCCCGUUCUUGGUUUCUUCUUCUUUUCGGUUGAUAUAGACGCCGUUAUCCCGCCACUUUCGACCUUGCUAGUGUUUAUUUUUUAGUGCUUCAGCUUACGACGCCAGUUGUUGGCGCCGACGCCGGUCCUUGAGGCCGCGCAGUGUUCUUUUCGCCUUCGAUUCUCUGGCGGCCGUUUUGUCUGCGCUUCGGCCAACGCUUGUUGUUGAAACUUCGCGAUAUACCCCAUUUGAGCUUCGUUUCUGGAUAUUAUUUUUUGGGGGGAGGGAGGGGAAACCGCGGUCUUGAGUGGCUGUGGAUUUGGGAUGGUGGA